CUUAAAAUCUCUCCCUCGGUUGUGGAGGGGUUGUGCUGGCACUUGCAGAGCACGGGGGGCACGCUGACCCUGGACUGAGGGGGCUCCCACAGCUCCAGCCCCAGUACUGGACCAGAGAAUCGGCUGCAGGACCCCUCAGCGCCUUCCCAGCCCGGCCAGCACCUCGCACCGAGCACCGUCCCGAGCGUGGGACACGGCUCCCACCCGUGCGCUGAGCUUGCCUGACCUGUGCCAAGGACAAAGCCCUGGCACGAGCAGCAUGGUGCGGGCAGCCCCGGCCCCAGCAGCCGUCGCUCUCUGCCUCUGUUUCUCCGCAGACCUCGUGAAAGCCGCAGUGGCCGCCCUGACCAUCGGAGCUGUCCUGUCUGCCACAGAGCAACACACCGACCUCUCAGCGCCGGCCCUGCAAAGCUUCCAGUGCAUCCCAGCCAGCGACCUGCCUGCUGCCGACAUCCUCGCCUUUGCCCAGGGACUGCAAAACAGAACAGCAGAGCUGAGCAGCGCCCAGCUGUCCUGCCUGGCCAGGCUGCUCGCUGCCAGGAACCUGACGGCUGAUUUUGGCCAGUACCCACCAGACCUGCUGCUCUUCUUCGAUUUGACCGAGGUGCGUGGUGGGACCUGCGGAGCGUUUUAUGCCCGGGCUUCCCGCGGGAACCUGGACCUGCUGCCCAGGGGCUCAGCCCGGCGGACAGGGCUGCUGCAUGGGGCGCUGGCCUGCCUGGGGGUGAGGAGCAGCCGCCUGCGCCCAGAGCAGCUCAACAGCCUCGGGGCACUGGUGUGCGACAUGGAGCCAGAGACCAUCGUGGCCUCAGACCCCAGCGUCCUGGAGAGCCUGAAGCUCUGCCCAGCGCUCACAGGGGCCCAGCGAGAUGCCCUCAACGCCGUGCUCCUUGGGGGGGGCACAGUGUAUGGGGAUCCUUCAAGCUGGGAUUUACAGACUCUGCAAAAUCUGGGGCCGCUCGUGCUGGCUUUGAACCAGACCACGCUGAACUUGGUGGCUGAGGCAGCACGGGAGGCUUUCGGCAGCAGCAUCACGGCUGCGUACAGCAGCCAAGGACGUUCCCAGCGGCAGAAAUCCCUGACCCUCCUCAGGGCCUUUGCGGCAGCAUCAGCUUCCCGUCCCAGGCUGAAGCGGAGCACGGACCGUGAGCCGCCUGGUGACCUGCUCCCGCUGCCCGCAGGCUGCCUGUCCGCGCCCAUCACGGCCAGGACCAUCGCUGGCCCCUUCUUACUCAUCGACUACGACACCAGGGAGCAGUUCGACCUGUGCCUGAGCAAUGAGGUUUUAAAAGCAAACCUGGGGGCUCUGCUGGAACAGCCGCUCACCGUGGAGUACCUCCUGGUCGUGAAAGCGAAGCUGGAGCAGAUUUACCCUUUGGGGAUCCCAGAGGAGCAGCUGAAGCUGUUGGGGCCACUGUCCCGCCAGUACACGGUGCAGGAGAUCAGUCUGUGGCCGGUGACAUCCAGUGACACGCUCUCAGCCCUGCUCAACCCCUCGGAUGGCAAGUGGGGAGCUCCCCAGGUCCAGCAGCUGCUCAGCAGAUACCUGACACUGGGAGGCACCUUGACUGGGCCCUUGCUUCGGAAAAUCGGUGGAAGACACCUGUGUAAUCUGCAGGAGGAGCGGAUCAAUCAAAUAUCUCCAGAAGCGAUCCAGACUGCUGGACAAUUAAACAUUUCUUCUUGCUCUCAAACCAAGAAGGACCAACUCUACAGAAAAGCCCGGGUGGCCUUUGCUGGCCAGGCUGGCACCAGGGCGUAUUACUGCCGGAUCUGGCCCUACCUGGGUGGAGCUCCAGCAAAGGACCUGAAGGAUCUGGCUCAAGCUGGCGUUGCCAUAGACAUGGACAUGGACACCUUUCUUGCCCUAAAUCCCAACGAACUGCAGAAACUCAGCGUCGUGGAUGUGAAAAAUUUGCUGGGGGAAAACCUCCCUUCCCUGAAGGAAGCUGAGAACGAGACCUCGGUGAUGCGCUGGCUGAAGAGACAGUCCCAGCGGGAACUGGACUGCACCCUGGGAAUCGGCCUGCAAGGGGGAACGGAGGAACCCGGUCCCACAAGGACGGCUCCCCCUCCUCACCCCACUGCCUCGGCCAGUAUCACCCCCACAGCCACCAUCCCCAGCACUCCCCCCAACGCUUACACCGCUGCCACCUCCGCUGCCAGACCUGCUCUGACCACCAGCUCCAUCAUCCCAUGCUCCAUCCACCAGUCUGCCACCUCACAUAAGGCCACCCCCUCCUCUGUCAAGCCCAAUGCCACCUCUCCCAGCUCUGUCCCACUCCCUGCUCUCACACGCAGGGCCACCACCAGCGCUAGUGCUGGUACCACCCCUACCACCAGCACCCCACUGGUGUCCAUGAACCCCCUAGCACCCGGGGGUACCACCCACCCCGCUCCUGCCACUCGUCACACUGUCAUGCCCAGCACCCUUGUCCCCAACUCCACCUCUGCCACUGCAGCCACAGAAACAAACCUCCCUUCCCACAAACCCACCCCGACCCCCAACUCUACCGUCUCCACCCAGAAGAGUGUCACCUCAUCAACGACAACACUGCUUUGCAAGACCGGUGCCCCUCCGGCAUUGCUUGGCCCCUCUUCCACCACCCGCAGCGGUGAAACCACUAAAAAACCACCCGUAGAUGUGCCAGAGCCACCGAGGCCAACACCCGGCGGGUACAUCAACCUGCAGCCUGAAGCUGGAUCAGGAUCCAGACUCUCUUCCUGCCUACUGCACGUGCUGACUACCGCCGUGGGAAGCUCACUGCUGCGAGGGCUUCUCUGACACUGCCACCUCUAGCACCAUACUCACUACAUCCUUCCUUUAAUUUUCACCAUCCUGCAAAAUAACGGGGCUGGCAAAUUCCCUGCUGAAAAGCAGAAACCCAGGAAAAGAACAGAGUUUGUCCAUUUGAUACCAGCACAGAAUUUUAUUACUUUUGAGGAUGGGCAAUGAAAGGAGGACAGCUAUUUUUCCAGCCCAAAACAGCCCAACAGGUACUUACUAGCUAGUUACUCUACAUAAUAAAAUCACCAGCAAUAUUGACUGGUCUGACAAUGUCUUAAUGCUGACAGCAGGCCCAGAUCUGCCAGCUCUACUCACACUGAGUGGUAUUUUCCUUCUAAGCAGUCCCACUGUGGUCUGUCGAAACACUGGGACAACUCAGGGAUUCGAGUUACUGGCCGUUGCAAAAGCAGCACAAUAUGGUGCAGCAACACAGUCUGAAAGCUGAGAGAUACACUAAAUCGCAUUUAACUUGUUUCAUGAACUUAGGAGAUUUUUUUUUUUAUCAAGAUUUCCUCAAAUUACGCAAAGCCUAGUUAUAGGGAUGAUUAACUGGAGACAGUUUAUCUUGAUUACUGUUGCAAUGCUGUAUAAUAAAACAUCAAUCAACUUUUUUUCCCCCUAAUGAAAUGUGUUCUUUGAUGUGCUUUUAGUGCUUUGUAUUGCAGUUUUUCUACCUAGGUUAAGUCUAAACAGUUUCCACUUUUUUUGGUCUGACUUCAUUCAUUAUCUAGUGUCUCCUCCUCUAAAGCUCUACUACGAGAAAGCGUUUCCCCUUCCAACUUACACAUCUUCCACUUACUAGUCCCAUUCUCCAUGGGCUGAGGACACUAUUGCAUGCCAUUUGCUGAGACUGUGUCAAGGCAUGAUGAAACAUAUCAAGAUUGUUAUCAGGGGAUCAAUGCUGUUAAAAACGCAGACUGUCUUGCUUACACCCGGCUCUCUUGCACCCUAGCUAGUGCCCCAGCACCAUGGGAUGCAGGCAGCCUCUUGCCACCCAGAAGUCUGCAGUGAAGGACAGACCAGGGAUAUCCUGUUCUCCUUCUGCACAGCAUGGACAAUGGACAUUUAUAGUGUCUUUGCAGGCAGGCUCUCCUCCUGGGGGAAAAGGGGGAUUUCAGGGACUGGAUACAGGUUGCACUGAGGCUUUUUUGAACAGAAAUCCCCAAUGAAUCUAGUACAAAGUUCUUAUACCCUCCCCAUGAGAAAGCUGAGAACAGCCUCAGCUCUUUAGUGUUGAGUAAUCAACACCA
This is a messenger RNA of Falco peregrinus (peregrine falcon), 4038 nucleotides long. RefSeq names its product mesothelin-like protein. The record is from RefSeq and is a predicted model, not a curated record. Lineage: Eukaryota; Metazoa; Chordata; Aves; Falconiformes; Falconidae. Gene Ontology annotation, cellular component: cell surface. Gene Ontology annotation, biological process: cell-matrix adhesion. The coding region runs from base 260 to 2785 and encodes 841 amino acids. The transcript is spliced from 17 exons.